Molecule: messenger RNA, 2232 nt
Organism: Labrus mixtus (cuckoo wrasse)
Lineage: Eukaryota; Metazoa; Chordata; Actinopteri; Labriformes; Labridae
Gene: oclna
Product: occludin a
Exons: 9
Coding region: 70-1587 (505 amino acids)
Biological process (GO): bicellular tight junction assembly
Cellular component (GO): cytoplasmic vesicle; apical plasma membrane; bicellular tight junction
Source: RefSeq, a predicted model, not a curated record
GCAGCGGAGAAGGAGAAGGAGAGGAGUGUAACAAAGAGACAGACAAGCGCCCCAGUGGAUCCAGCAGAAAUGUCCUCCAGGCCAAACGGGAGUCCGCCUCCUUAUGAGUCAGAUGGAUAUAACCCCCCUGUCCAGCCGGCCUAUUCUUACUACCCCGAUGACGAGUUCCAGCAUUUCUACCGCUGGACGUCUCCGCCCGGCAUCCUCAAAAUCAUGGCCAUCAUCGUCAUCGUGAUGUCCGUGGCCAUAUUCGCUUGCGUCGCCUCCACGCUGGCUUGGGACUCUGCCGGCGCUCUGGGUGGUUUUGGGUAUGGCGGGGGAACUUACGGAGGAGGAAGUUAUGGAGGAGGAGGUUAUGGAGGAGGAGGCUACGGCGGCGCCGGCGGCGGAUAUGGCUCCUUUGGCGGCGGAGGGUACGGUGCUGGAAACAAUUACGGCUACGGUGGACUCGGCGGGAACUACAAUGACCCCCGAGCAGGCAAAGGGUUCAUCAUCGCCAUGGCAGCCUUAUCCUUCAUCGCAGGCUUGGCCAUCUUCAUCAUCAUCGUGUCCCAUUCGAGUCUAUCGGAGAGCCGCAAGUUCUACCUGGCCGUGAUAAUCAUCUGCGCCAUCUUAGCGCUGCUAAUGCUAAUAGCCUCCAUAGUAUACUUGGUGGCGGUGAACCCAAUGGCUCAGUCUGGAUCUGCCUAUGGGAGCCAGAUUGCCGGUCUGUGCGCCCAGUUCCAACGGCCCCAACCAUCAGGAGUGUUUCAGAACCAGUAUCUUUACCACUACUGCGUCGUGGAGCCACAAGAGGCCAUCGCCGUGGUGUUGGGCUUCCUUGUCGCCGUCGCUCUGAUCAUCAUGCUCGUCUUCGCCCUGAAGACUCGCAAGAAGCUCCAGAACUACGGCAAGAGCAACAUUUUGUGGAAGAGAGUGAAGGUCAUUGACGAGAUGGAGCCGCCCCAAGACGUGGAGGCCUGGGUGAACAAUGUCUCCGUUGGCCCUGAAGUGCUCCCCAUGUCCGAUUACCCCGACAAGCUGAGGAGCUCCAGAGAUCGGCUGGACGAUGAGAGCACGAACUACGACAAACCGCCGUACAGCUACACGCCACCACCCGCAGUAGAAGAGGUGCCUCUGCAGAACGCUCCGUACAUCGCUAACUCUGAUGUACCGAGCUCGACGGGGAGGCCCAAAAAGAGACGAGCAGGUCGGCCGCGUCGCGCUGACGGACAGGACUACGACACGGACUACAACUCGUCAGGAGACGAGCUGGACGACGAUGACUUCGACAGUGAGUUUCGUCCGAUAGCGAACGAGCAGGAGCGCAACGACUACAAGCGCGAGUUUGACCGUGACCAUGUGGAGUACAAAGACCUGCAGGCCGAGCUGGACGCCAUCAACAAGAGCCUGUCUGACGUGGACCGAGAGCUGGACGAUCUGCAGGAGGGAAGCCCGCAGUACCUGGAUGCUCUGGACGAGUACAACAGGAUAAAGAACCGGAAGAAGUCUCCAGAUUAUCAGAUGAAGAAGCGCAGGUGUAAGUAUCUGAAGGCCAAACUGAAUCACAUCAAGAACAUGGUCAGCAACUUCGACCGCAGAGCCUGAACAUCGGGACGCCUGUCCAAAGACAGAAAGGGACUAAAACGUGCUCCGUCGUCGCCACCGCUUGGGAAGGAUUUGUCUUUACGACCGCGAGCAGACUGCAGAUGAAAAAGCUUCAGGGAUGUACAGAGAAGUGUCCGCAGUCUGUCUGAGCUGUUAGCUUCAGGAAACAUUGUUUGCUUAUACUUUGAAUGCUCUGCAAACAAAUACUGUGUUUUUGUGUUACCGCUGUUUGUAUCAUGAGCAUCUCCUGCCAUAGACACAAUUAGAUGUAUUUAUUUAACCUACAUCCACGGUUAGAUUUCUAAAUUAAAGGAUGCAUAAACGAGACAUUAUCUCAGCCGUUUCUAAAAUCUGUUGAUUGAGUGACUCCAUAUGAAAUGAUUGUUUUUUAAUUCAGUCUUUUAAUCCGCUUUUUUAUCAACAAUUUUAACAUGUUAAUGUGCGAGAAACUGUGAUUUUACUUAACUUUUUUAGCAGUUUGUGGAAGUACAUUUGUGUGUUUUGAGUGUCAUGGUAUGAUGUAUGUAUAUAAAGUUGAACAAACAGACACUUCUAAAUGACUAUGCAUGUUUAAUGCAAAGUGAUGUACUUUUCAAAUUAUUUUUGUUUGUAUUUUUAUCAUAAUAAAUUCAUUUAUUAAACAUU